AUGGCGAUGGAAGGAGGAGGGGGUACAAUAUCGGAAGUAUACCAGAGUGCGAAGAAGUUGCUAAUGAGAGCACAAGACGGGAUCGAGAGACUGGAGCGACUGGAGAACUCGACUUCUAGUGGAGGAUUAGAUUCACCUGAGCUAUCUUUCGCCGUGAAGAAGGAUAUCUCUCAGGUUCUUUCAGUUUGUGCCGAUAUGGAUCGUCUCUGGCGUUCUGUUCAAGCCAAACCUCAACGCGAUCUCUGGAGAAGAAAGGUGGAACUAGUAGCCGAAGAGGCGGGAUCAUUGAAAGAGAGUUUAGAUAGAUAUUUCGCAAGGAAUCAAAGACGGAUGAAGGAAGCUCAGGAGAGAGCAGAAUUGCUUGGAAGAGCUAAUGGCGACUCAGCUCAUGUUUUGAGAAUAUUUGACGAAGAAGCACAAGCUAUGCAUUCAGUUCAUAAUUCAAAAAGAAUGCUGGCAGAUUCUUUAUCAACUGGAGCAGCCAUUCUUUCCAAAUAUUCAGAACAAAGGGAACGCUUGAAGAGGGCACAACGCAAAGCUUUGGAUGUUCUUAACACAGUGGGGCUUUCCAAUGCUGUGCUGAGGCUGAUCGAGAGGCGUAACCGUCUCGAUAGAUGGAUCAAAUAUUUUGGAAUGCUUACUACACUCGUUAUCUUGUAUUUUCUCAUUAGGUCAAGUGGUUGA
This is a messenger RNA of Dovyalis caffra, 684 nucleotides long. NCBI's taxonomy places the organism in Eukaryota, Viridiplantae, Streptophyta, Magnoliopsida, Malpighiales, Salicaceae. The record is from the annotation of a GenBank genome assembly.